GGCAGACGCUCCUGUGGUCCGCCACGUGGCCCAAGUCUGUGCAGAGGUUGGCGCGCGACUUCCAGAAGGACAUCGUGCACAUACAGGUGGGCUCGGACGAGCUCACGGUCAACACGGACAUCAAGCAGACAAUCAUCAUGACGACGGGGUAUCAGUCGAAGAUGGAGUCGCUGUGGCACGUGCUCCAGCAGAAGGCAUGCAAGGCGCUGAUCUUCUGCGGAACGAAGAGGACGUGUGACGAGCUGUGCGACGCCCUGAAGCAGAAUCGCUAUGACUGCGCCGCCAUCCACAAAAACAAGGA
Messenger RNA from Prorocentrum cordatum, 301 nucleotides. Lineage: Eukaryota; Dinophyceae; Prorocentrales; Prorocentraceae. The record is from the annotation of a GenBank genome assembly.